This is a messenger RNA of Brassica oleracea var. oleracea, 1767 nucleotides long. RefSeq lists its product as uncharacterized. NCBI's taxonomy places the organism in Eukaryota, Viridiplantae, Streptophyta, Magnoliopsida, Brassicales, Brassicaceae. The record is from RefSeq and is a predicted model, not a curated record. The transcript is spliced from 3 exons. Bases 1 to 1767 code for a protein of 588 amino acids.
AUGGCUAACUCUAGUAACUCUCUCAGCUUGAACAACACGCUCCAACUGGAAGAGGAAGAUGAUGACCUGGUUAUCCUCCCUGACGUUGACAACUCUGAGCUCAUUGCUCGCUUUCAACUUAGCUUAGUGGGUAGGCUUUCAAACAAAGAGAAAAGGAGUGUGGAAGCCCUCAUUGCCCUCCUGCCUAGACCCAACAUAUGGGAUGUUGAAGGCAGAGCUAGAGGUGUGGACCUUGGGAAUCACAGAUUUCAAUUUGAUUUUGAGUCGGAGGCUGACCUACAGAAGGUGCUCAGUAAACGACCCUGCCAUUUCAACAAAUGGUCUUUUGCUCUGGAACGUUGGACUCCACACGUAGGUGACUCGUUUCCUCACAAGAUGACUUUCUGGGUCAGUGCCACUGGAAUUCCGACACACUUCUGGCUUGAGCCAAUCUUCAAGGCCCUUGGGAAGGGACUCGGGCUAGUUGGAAAAGUGGAAGAAAAGGCAGCAAAAUUUGAAUUGGAGCUGGAUGCAGAGCGUCCCUUAAAAUUCAAGCUCCGUGCGCAACUACCUUCGGGUGAGAUCGUCCCUGUAACUCUUGAAUACUCAAACCUCCAUCGUUGGUGCCACCACUGUCGUCUCAUAUCCCAUGAAAUCGAUACUUGCCCUCAAAUAACUGAUGAACAAAGAGAACAGUUAGCAAAAGAGAAAGACCUAUCAAGAGACCAAGUCCCCUUCCCUAGAAUGGAAGUCAACAGAAAUGGAGAGAACUCAAGGAGAGCAACCGCACCUGUCUCAAAGGCUCCAUUGCCACAGGAAAGGCGACAGGGAGAUCAUCCUCAACGAGACAUCAGGGACAGCGUUUGGAAACGCAUUGACUCCCGUUAUGCUCCUAGAGAAGACUACCGCCGAGACCACCGUCUAGCUCCUCGUGAACAAGAGAAACUGCCACACCAAAAAGAAACUUACAACAAGAGAAGAUAUGAUGAAUCUUUUGCUUCAACUUCUCGUGCGAAACAACUUGCUCGCUCCCUUCCCCUGCCUCAGCCAGUGACUGACAAAUCCUUAAAGGAGAGAAUCAGUACAAACUUGUCUCCUGAACACGUUCGGGAACGGCCUUUUAAGCUUAAUCUACGAUCAAAAUCUAUUGAGGAUCAAAAGCUGAAAGGAAAAGUGGCUGAUUUGGAGAAUGUAUUUGAUGAGGGAAGCUCUGCAAAGAAGAGCUUAAAAUUUGAAGAAGAAAGGCCUCGGUCUUCAAGUAAUCUGCAAGUCGGUCCACUGAAGAUCCAACCUUCAAAGGAAAAAGAAAAGAGUUGGUAUGAACAGACUCUAGAAGAGGAGGAAGAGUCGGUGGAUCGGGAGACUGUUAAACAACCUGCUUUUCAUGCGGAGGAGACGAGGGAGAAUGUAGAGGAUCCUGAUGCAGAAAAAAUCCUAGAAGGAAGACGAUCUGAUGGAGGAAGACGACCUAUUGACGGAGGAUCUGGAACAAGUGGAGGCUGUGAUCGCGCCGGCUCAAGAGGAAUCGAGCAGAUAAACACGGCUCCUUCUGAGCCGGAGAUAGGCAAGAAACUCUCUGCGAGACCAAGUCCUCUGGCCCCGUUUGAUCAAACAACUGAAUCUUGUCCUGCUCAAACCCCAUCAUCAAAAUCGCGUCCAUCGCCGGCAAAGAAGAAACGGAGCUCCCCAAGCCCAAUUGCAACUGGUGUCUCUCUGACACAGAGGAACCUAAUGGGUCGGGCUUCUGGAAAGGCUAGAGUUUAUAAGAUUGGGCCGAAUCUGCAGUAG